Molecule: messenger RNA, 579 nt
Organism: Leptosomus discolor (cuckoo roller)
Lineage: Eukaryota; Metazoa; Chordata; Aves; Leptosomiformes; Leptosomidae
Product: vitelline membrane outer layer protein 1
Source: RefSeq, a predicted model, not a curated record
AUGUCCCCCAUGAUGCAGCUGCUCAUCCCAGCCAUCCUCUGCCUGCUGGGCUCCUGCUGCCUCCAGGUCACGGAGGCACGGCAAUAUGAGUCCAUCCUCUCAGUGCCCAACGGAGGACCCUGGGGGUCCUGGGGGCACGAACGCUUUUGUCCCAGUGGCUACGCUAAGGGAUUUGAAGUGAAGGUGGAGCCCUACCAGGGAUUUUGGCUGUUUGGCGAUGACACAGCUCUGAACGGCGUCCGCCUGUUCUGCACAGACGGCACGGUCAUCGAGUCCUCUGUUGGGCGGUGGGGAAACUGGACCAAGGCCCAGUUCUGCCCCAGCAACAAGCUGGUUUCCUUCUCACUGCGUGUGGAGGAGAGGCAGCACCUGCGUGACGACACGGCAGCCAACAACGUGAGGUUCACCUGCUCAGAUGGGACAAAGCUGGAGGGCUGGGGACUUUCAGGAGGCCACUUCGGCCCAUGGAGCAGCUGCACCUCCGGGGCCAUCUGUGGGCUCCAGACAAAGGUGGAGGAACCCCAAGGAAAGGGGGAUGACACAGCUUUCAAUGACAUGAGACUCUUCUGCUGUGAAUAA